Rhodofomes roseus is the source of this 1719-nucleotide messenger RNA. RefSeq lists its product as uncharacterized. The transcript is spliced from 8 exons. The record is from RefSeq and is a predicted model, not a curated record. Bases 176 to 1342 code for a protein of 388 amino acids. Lineage: Eukaryota; Fungi; Basidiomycota; Agaricomycetes; Polyporales; Fomitopsidaceae.
GAUGCAAGUGAUACGCGAAGAGUCAAUACACAAGCUCACAUAUGUGGUAUCAUCGACGGUGAGGUACGUCGAGGGUACGGUAACUUCACACUGCGGCGUGUCGGCACGGACACGCGUUGGCCCUGUUGUUUCAACAGCCUGGACAUGACAUCUAUCAUUCCGAUGAACUGUGCAUAUGGCUAACGAUCAUCAGCCUGAGAGGCUAUCGGAGCAUGUCAGACACGUCGUACGGACGUCAUGUACUAGGCCGUGUCAUGGACCUGUGCCGAUGGCGGUAUUAUAUGUAGCUUGCCGUAGUUGCAACGAAACUGUGGACCUCGACAGUGCUGUGAAGAUGCCCCAGGUCUCUGUUGCAAGCGCGUCUCUAGCUGCCGCAGCAGUCGAAAGCUUUUUGUAUGGCAUAUUCCUCAUUCUUGCCUUCGCAUCGAUCUACUUCCACUUCUCCCGGACGGCUGCAUCUCACCAGGACUUCAAACGUACCAUCUUGGCUUUGUUUAACCCUAUCCUUGUAGGGUCAAUACUCAUUACAAUCACAGUAACAGGGCACUGGAUCACUAUUGUCGCACGGCUCUUUGAUGCCUUCAUCUACUUUGACAGUGGAGCAUCUCCAUCAGCAUACUAUGCCAUGUUGCCUUUACCCACUGCGGUUGUGAAGACAGCAUUCCUUAUGGCCACAUUGAUUGAGUGUGAUACCAUGCUGGCCUAUCGCCUGUGGAUUUUAUGGAAUUAUAACUAUGUCAUAGUCAUCAUACCAGCACUAGCUAUUCUUGGACAAUGUGUUACAAUGAUUGCAGCUAUGUAUCAACAGACCCACUUUCAAGCUGGUGUUUCAGAUGAAGUAUUUCUUGGUACCAUGAGCCACUGGAUUACCGCAGGGAAUGCUUGUACCUGGGUGACCAACAUCUAUAGCUCAUGUGGUAUAGCUUUCCGUGUCUGGUCUGUUCGCCAGCACUUGAGGCCAAUAGGAGGUCCAAAUAUCAUGAAUGUUCUUGUCACUGUUGUGGAGAGUGCCAUGCUCUAUCUGUUCUGGACCUUUUUCUUCUUGGUGGCCUACACAACAAAGAGUAACCUGCAGUACUUCUGCAUAGAUACUUUCAGCCCUAUUGCUGGCAUAGCUUGUAUGCUCAUUAAUGCCCGUGUAGGCUUAGGCUGGGCACAGAGAGCCUCCCCUCAUACUUCUUUGGGUUUGAGCUUUCCACAAGACAGUCAUAGUGUAGCCUAUACUGGACAGUCCUUUACCAUGAACCCUGUUGCAGUUACGAUUGCUACUAGUAUCGAGAGGGACGAUGGAGAAGAUCUGGGGCAGUCCCAAGUAAAGGUAGAUCUUUGUCAUGCUGCAUAGUUGUAUGUCAAUUAUGAUAGAUUUGAUCAUGCCAGUAUCUCCAUUUGAUCCCCUAGGUUCUAUCCAUUCAGUGAAAAUGCCCAUAUACUUGUUAUCAAGUACUCCAGCAAUGCCUGAGAGAGAAAGGUGCCUAGACAGCCAUGUCAUUGAUCUGGGUACAUUAUGGAUUGCAUGUCAUACACUGCUAGAUAGGCAUGAGCACCCCAGUAAUAUACACAGCUUCUCUCAGUGACAGACUGUAUCAGCUACCUCCAGCAGGUUGGAUUGCCUGCUGGCGAGGCCACUUUUCGAACUGGCCUGCUGACUGAUAGAUUGGAGCAUACCACGAGCCAUCGCCCUACGAUUGACCCGCUCAGUGCCGUCUAGCAAACGUUCGA